Messenger RNA from Nicotiana tabacum (common tobacco), 914 nucleotides. The record is from RefSeq and is a predicted model, not a curated record. NCBI's taxonomy places the organism in Eukaryota, Viridiplantae, Streptophyta, Magnoliopsida, Solanales, Solanaceae.
CUCUAUCUCUAAUAACCCAACCAAACACGCCUUAUCUUUCUCACCCAUUCCUCUCUCUCUAUUUUCUAUUUUCAUUUCCAUUUCCAUUUCGUCAACUCCAAUCUUUUCCAUUGAGCAAAAAGCUCAAAAUCUCUCUCAAACAUCAUGGCGCAGAAGAGAGAAAAAGAAGAAACUGAGCUGAAGGUUCCACAAUCCAUACCUCUACCAAAUCUACCAGUAUCCUCACAACCUCACGCCGAUAACCAGAAACCGACAUCGCCGUCGACCAGUUCCGUUAAAACGCCGGAGAUUUCAGAUCUAAAACUCUCUGGAAGCGAUGAUUCGAGAUCUAGCUCCGGAGCUAUAUCGCCGGAAAAAUCGGAUCUGGAGGAGAUUAGACGGUCGGUGAAGAGACCGAGGGAGGCGAAUCGGUGCUCAGGUAUAGGAUGCCGGAGGAAAGUAGGAUUGAUCGGAUUCCGCUGCCGGUGCGGCGAUGUUUUCUGCUCGGAGCAUCGGUAUUCCGAUCGCCAUGGCUGUAGCUACGAUUAUAAAGCAGUUGGUCGUGAAGCGAUUGCGAGGGAAAAUCCUGUUGUUAGAGCUGCUAAAAUUCUUAAGGUCUGAGCGCUGGGGGCGGGGGGGUAAAUGGGGGUGGGUGGUUGAUUUUAGGUAGUUUUUACUUUUCUUUGCUUAUUAUUCUGGGAUGGGGACUGAGGGUAUUGUGUUGUAAAUUUGAUAAGCAUACAAGGGUAUUGUUGUCAUUGGAACUAUUACCAUAAGUUAGUGAAAAGUCUUUUUUUGUUUUUUUUUGGUUUUGUGUUUUGGGAAUUUUUAGUUGUACUUUUGCUAUUAUGACGGUAACCCCAUGGGGUUGUAUGUCACAGUCAGUGGUGGACCUAGUGGUAAUGGUCACAACUUAUGACUUUAGCCAUUGUUUA